This is a messenger RNA of Salpingoeca rosetta, 1425 nucleotides long. RefSeq lists its product as uncharacterized. Gene Ontology annotation, molecular function: protein binding. The coding region runs from base 41 to 1264 and encodes 407 amino acids. The record is from RefSeq and is a predicted model, not a curated record. The transcript is spliced from 2 exons. NCBI's taxonomy places the organism in Eukaryota, Choanoflagellata, Craspedida, Salpingoecidae.
CGUGUGUCGCACCUCCAUAUGACUCACCCUUUGCUUGAGGAUGGCAGUGGCGUGGGUGCAGAGGCGUGUGGUGGCGGCACUGCUUGUGCUUGUGGCUGUGCAGGUGUUUGCUGGUGGAGGAGGAGGAGGAAGAGGAGGGGUGAGCGCGUUCCGGCUGUGGCCAAAGAAGCGCACGCGCAAGGACACAGAGGGUGCUGGGAAUGAUGACACGCAGCAGCUUCUGAUGGGAGGCGCAGAUUACAUGGACGGGCAGAUCAUCCCCUCCAGCGCGGUUGCCGCCGUCAAUGCAUACGCCUCCAGCAGUGUCUCGGCCAGAGAAUGCUUCUCCGGCAAGCUGCCCUCCGGUAUGUACUACUUUGGCGCGGCCGUGUACAACUCUGAGUUGAUCAUUGGCGGCGGGUUCACGCCUACGGAGAAGCUGUCGUUCAGCGACGACGACAGCCCCAUGCUGAGCAUGAACGCCGUCAACCACACGUUCAAGUGGACUGGCAGCUCGUGGAAAGUCUGGAACCAGUUCAACGUGACAAAGGGCGAAGCUCACCUUGCCGUCCUCAAUGGGGAGCUGUACUCGCUCGGGUCAUGCGGAAGACAAACACGCAUGUGCCUGGAGAAGUACAACAGCAGCAAGGCCAAUGAAGGCUGGCACCUCACCAAGAACCAACUCCCAUCCGUCCUCAGCUUUCCAGGAGUGAUUGCGGACGAGAAAGACAGCUCGCUGUUCGUCGUUGGAGGCGUGCAAAACAAGCACACGACUCGCGUGGUGGCGCAGUACAGCGCAUCCACCGACAAGUGGUUUGCGCUCCCGCCCAUGAACAUUGCACGCAAGUCGCCCGCCGUGGCCAUCUUGGGCAACCGGCUGUGCGCUGUUGGUGGCGUUCAGAGCACGCUGCAGUACUCCUCCCGCACCCUGUAUAUGGCCCUGCGCUCCGCAGAGUGCAUGUUCCUGAGCGCGCCCAGCGCCGGCUGGAGUCUGCUGCCGCUGCUGCCGGAAGCGCGUGGGUCUGCAACGGCGUUUGUGGCCUCCAACAAGCUGUACGUUGCUGGCGGCGUGCACGUGCCGCUGCACUGGCUCAGCAACCGCAAGGAGGAUGAUGACCUCCAGGCCACGGUCCUGGAAGUUGAGCGCAGGCCAUAUGUGAGCAAGCUCGACAGCCUUGACACGGCCUCCAGCUGGACCAACGCCUCUGAUUCGUCCCGCCUCUUCAUCUCCUCCUCCACCCUUGUUACCGUGCCCACCAAGCUCUACAGCCAGCUCUGCACAUGAGCCUGCGUGUUUGUGUGUGAAGCGCCAGUAGUAGCAGGUAUUGUGGCUUGCUGUUGUGUGCUUUGGUUUUUGCUCUCUUUGUUUGUGUGGCUACCAACGUUUCCAAGUGGCGCCUUUGACACCCCCCCCCCCCAAGCAAUAGUACAUGCUCACCAAAACAG